This is a messenger RNA of Spinacia oleracea (spinach), 1044 nucleotides long. RefSeq lists its product as uncharacterized. Gene Ontology annotation, molecular function: cysteine-type peptidase activity. NCBI's taxonomy places the organism in Eukaryota, Viridiplantae, Streptophyta, Magnoliopsida, Caryophyllales, Amaranthaceae. The coding region runs from base 62 to 589 and encodes 175 amino acids. The record is from RefSeq and is a predicted model, not a curated record. Gene Ontology annotation, biological process: proteolysis. The transcript has 6 exons.
AUUCCACGAACACACCUUUGCAUUUGACAACUCUCAGAUUGGGUUUGUUUGUCCCGAGGCAAUGUCAAGCUCUAGAAUCAAGGCCAACCCUCAGGCUGCAUCAAUGUAUUUGAAAGUAGUUUUCAAUGCUGAAAUUGAAAAGGAGAAGAAGGGUGAUCCUAACAUUACCAAGUGGUUUUUGAUCCCAUACCAUCAAGAAAAUCAUUGGAUUUUGUACGUGUUAGACCUACGUAGAGGUUGUGCGUAUAUUUUCGACUCUGCGAUAGGUUCCAACCGAGAAAAUAGUGCAUGGGGAAUCUUGUGUUUGGCAUACCAAGUGUACAAGUUUAAUGAUGGGAUUUGUCCGAAUAGAGCGACUAUGCAGGGGUUGAAAGGCUUCCAUGUAAAGUGUGCUCAACAAGUCGGCGCCCACGAGUGUGGCUAUUACGUUAUGAAGUUCAUGCAUGAAAUAGUCACGUUACACCAUAACACUGAUGAGCGGUUAGACAAUGCUUACACUCCAAGAAAUGCGCCUUAUACCGAUGAGGAAAUAGAUGUGGUUCGUGAGCAAUGGGCUAAGUUUUUUACAACCGAGUAUUUAUUUACUUAGGUUGUUUAGACACAAAGAUGGAAGCGUUUAUAUCUUCAUGGAUUUGGCUAGGGAUCGAGUCGAUUGGAAGAAAGUCAACACGACCUUACUUAAGGUUUGUAAUGCAUGAUCUAAAGGGACCUAAGUGGCUGGAUUAGAGACAUUUGUUAGAUUAGCUCUCUAGCCUUUUGUCUUUAGUUGUUAAUAUUAGUUGUAAUUUGUUAGACUAGCUAGGUGUUUAAAAAUUGUAAACAUACGUACUAUAUAUACGCUUUGCUCUGUUGGGUUAAUAUAAAUGAAGUUAAUGUAAUGAUUUAUUUAUCAAAGAUAAGCAGAUUCAUACCUUUGCUAUUUUGGUGUUGAUUGGGUACAGGUUUCAAUACUCAAUGGAGUAUAUAUCUAGUUGUGGUUAUUGCCGCCUAUUUUAUAUUUUAAAAGAAUUUGGAAAAAAAAAAAUUAAUGUUGUUGAAGGGGGC